Messenger RNA from Pochonia chlamydosporia 170, 1422 nucleotides. Its product is annotated as Pfs domain-containing protein. The record is from RefSeq and is a predicted model, not a curated record. Lineage: Eukaryota; Fungi; Ascomycota; Sordariomycetes; Hypocreales; Clavicipitaceae. Gene Ontology annotation, molecular function: catalytic activity. Bases 1 to 1422 code for a protein of 473 amino acids. Gene Ontology annotation, biological process: nucleoside metabolic process. The transcript has a single exon.
AUGGUGAAGCGGGGAAUAUCUCGAUCUCGAAGAAUGAGGGGCGUGCGAAACGGCAAGAGAAAACACAUCCAGUGCGACGCACGAAACGAAGAGAGUGACGACCACAAGAGGCAGCGACAUGAUAAGGAUAAAAGCAACGACAAACUGGAUGACCAAGUUCGCAAUGCCACCAUCAUCCCUCACGACAAAUAUUAUAUUGGCUGGAUUUGUGCGUUGGAUAUUGAGUUAACUGCUGCUACCGCUAUGCUGGAUGUUGCCCACGGCCCACACCCUCAGCCUGAGAACGACAUCAAUAACUACACGUUGGGUUCUAUCUCAGGACACAAUGUUGUUAUCGCGUGCCUACCCUUUAACAGCUACGGCACAAAUACUGCGGCAAUAGUUGCUACGCACAUGCGGCGCACAUUCUCCUCGAUAUGCGUUUGGCUGCUUGUUGGAAUUGGGGGUGGAGUUCCGGGCAAAGUUGACAUAAGGCUAGGCGACAUCGUUGUCAGCACCAGAGUUCUUCAGAGCGAUCUUGGAAAGAUAGAAAAGGAUGGCCAAUUGCAUCAAACCGGCCUUGCGUGUGCACCAUCCCAAGGUCUUAUGACAGCCGUCGCUACAAUGAAAGCAAAACACAGAAAAUCAACCAACGAGCUCUCUAGGAUUCUGCAAAAUCUGCGCGAGGGUCCUUGCAUGACAGAUUUUGCGAGCCCAGGUGUCGAAUCGGACUUACUAUUCGACAGCAACUACGAGCACGAGUCCCUGAUGCGAGAGAACUGUGAUGCUUGUGACAGAUCAAGACUUGUGCACCGAAAUACCCGCGUUGAUGAGAAACCAAUGGUCCACUACGGCAUCAUUGCAUCUUCCAACCAACUUAUACGUCAUGCCAGAACAAGGGAUCAAGUGGUCCAAAUCGCUGACAAUAUCUGCUUUGAAAUGGAAGCUGCGGGUUUGAUGGAUAGCUACUCGAGCCUGGUGAUUCGCGGAAUCUCUGACUAUUCAGAUUCGCACAAGAACAAACAAUGGCAGGGUUAUGCUGCCGCCGCCGCCGCAGCGUACGCCAAAGAGCUCCUUUCAAUCAUACCGUUGAAAGAGAGGCAGGAAUCAGAAAUACGGCGCGGUAUAUCAACAACGCGAGGCGUCACUGCUCGUCAUUCUCGCAACAACUCUCCGGAUACGGAGACACCCGGAAAAGCACAUCGGAUCAAAGACAUUAAAGCCGGGCAAAACGCAAAGUUGGUCUUUCAUUCGGAUGACUCCCCCUUGAAUGUGAGUGGCGUGAGUGCCGGGGAUAAUGCCAUUGAGUUCUUCGGAUCCGGAGGACAUCUACUUUUGCGCGAACUCCUCCAUGGGCCGAUCAGGGCAAAGGCUCCGGCGGCUGAAGAGACGGUACAGGAAGAGACCACGAUUUCUACCAGUAAUUCGAAAAGUACGUCUUAA